This is a messenger RNA of Priapulus caudatus, 1061 nucleotides long. Its product is annotated as putative ferric-chelate reductase 1. Lineage: Eukaryota; Metazoa; Priapulida; Priapulimorpha; Priapulimorphida; Priapulidae. Bases 100 to 642 code for a protein of 180 amino acids. Gene Ontology annotation, molecular function: oxidoreductase activity, acting on metal ions. The record is from RefSeq and is a predicted model, not a curated record. The transcript has 3 exons.
GUUAGCAGAGACGGGAAUGCAUGCAACCCCGUCGCGUGGCGACUUAUCGGGAUACAUAUAUAUAUAUAUCGGACUUAUCGGAUAUCACUUAUCGGGAUUAUGUAUCUGAGAACCAUUUUCGUGAUUCUAGUUGUGGUCGGGCCGAUUGCGUUUGGUUUCCCGGGAGGCGUGCCAAUGUCGGCAUGCGGCAGCCUGCUGCCACGUCACGGACGCAACACACCUAUGGAUGGACCCGCACCCUACAUCGUCAUUGUAGAUGCGAUAUCAUAUGUGCCUAACCAAAUAGUGAACGUUUUACUGGCCGGAAGCUCUCUGUGGCCAUUCGAAGGAUUUAUGCUACAGGCACGCAACAGUGCGAGUGAAAGCAUAGUAGGAGAGUUUAUAACAACACCUAAUGGCACCAAAGUUUUGGAAUGCAGCGGAGGUCCGACCACUAUGACACACGCUAGUAAUGACAAGAGGAUAUGGGAUGUGUUCAGCUGGCGAGCGCCGAGCGACAACGUUGGCGAUAUUUAUUUUACUGCCACCAUGCUGAGAAGCUUCAACAAGUACUGGGUUGAUAUGAGAUCUAGCGUCAUUUCUGGGCCAGCUAGUGCAGAUGGCGACACUGUCCAGGGAAUCAUCGUAGGAGCCUUGGGAUAGAAAUGCAAGAAAUAUCGUAAAUCGAUUAAUCGAGAGUCAACUAGAAUCUAUUUUGUCGUAGAAAGUACGGUAGCAAGGAUCCAUUGAUUAGAAGUGUCAAUUAUUAUACUUUAGUGGUAACAGUAAUAAUAAGCAACAAGAAGGUAUAUCCAGGGACGUAGCUAGAGUGGGUGGGGGAGAAGGGUAUUGGCCCACCCCACACCAAUGUCGAUAUACUAUUACAUUCCCAAUACCGAGCUGCCCUUGGUCAACUGCCGAGAACGCAACCCAAGCGCGGGUUUGCCUCACCAGACAAAAUGCUGUGCCCAUAAUAUAAAUUUAGAACCAAUAAAUUUUUGAAAUAAUUUAAGGGUACAGUCAGUGUUACGGACAGGUACCUCUGUAAAGGGCAUUGCAACAUAUCUGCUCACCAAAUUCAA